AUGACAACAAAUAGAUAUUGUAUAUUAUUAAUAGUUGUAGCUUUAGCAUUGCUUUCAACUUCUCAAACAGUCAGUGCCAAGGUAUUUGACUAUGAAGAGAACAAUGUGAUUGUUACCAAUGGAAAGUCAAUUGAUUCUCUCAUUAAGAGUACAAAAGAUGUUGUUGUUUAUUUCUAUACAAAGACAAAAGAAUCUGAAAAGUUUAUGAAUUCAUUCCUAAAGAUUUCAUCACAGUUCAAUGAUGAUGGAUCAUCCGUAAGAUUCGUUGUAAUCGAUUUAGAAAAAGAUUUCGCAACCAGAUCGAAAUAUGAAAUUCAAGAUCCAAUCACAAUUGUUUAUUACAAGAAUGGUCAAGCACUAUCAGAUUUCAUACUUCCAAAAAGUGCAGGAUCCUUAAAAUCAUUUGUUGAAAACCCUUUGGCACCAAUUCCAGUGAUUCCAGGACCAGGUUCAUGGAACAAAAUCGAUUCACAAGUCUACCAUUUGACAAAGCGUAACUUUACUCAAUUCAUUCAGACCCAUCCAAAGACUUUGGUUAUGUUCUACAGUCCAGGUUGUGGUCACUGUGAACGUAUGAAGCCAGCCUACGCUGAAGCAUCGAUCACCGUUCAGAAAGAGCAUCUCGGUGAUUUCGCCGCCUACGACUGUAACUCUGAGAUGUCGAUUUGCGAGAAAUACAAAAUCAAAGGUUUCCCAACAGCCAUCUACUUCCACAACGCAAAAGAAAGCGCACAGUAUACAGGUGAUAGAACUGUUGACGAUAUGGUCGAAUGGUUCAGAAAUCCAUCAAUUCCAUCACCAUCCCAAAAGAAAAAACAAGUUGACAGAGAACUUUAA
Molecule: messenger RNA, 837 nt
Organism: Heterostelium album PN500
Lineage: Eukaryota; Evosea; Eumycetozoa; Acytosteliales; Acytosteliaceae
Exons: 4
Coding region: 1-837 (278 amino acids)
Biological process (GO): protein folding
Cellular component (GO): endoplasmic reticulum
Molecular function (GO): protein disulfide isomerase activity
Source: RefSeq, a predicted model, not a curated record